AUGGCCAUGAGCAUUUCGGGCCCAUGGGCAGUGGGCGGCAAUUUCAACAUUGUCCUAUCCACUGUAGAAAGACAGAGUAAUAGGAAUCAGGAUUUGGGCAGCUACACGGAAUUCACAGAUGUUAUGGAAUCUGCAGGAUUGAUGGAUGCAGGUUUCAGCGGUAACAGGUUUACUUGUAGCAAUAAUCAAGCAUGCAACUCGCGAGUUUGGGCUCGCCUAGAUAGGGUCUUAUGCAAUGGCACUUGGAUUAAUGUUUUCCCCCAUUUCCAAGUCAAGCAUCUCCCUCGUGUUAACUUCAACCAUUAUCCUUUGCUAUUUCUUUUUCCCCCAGCAAUGCCAUCCUUCCCGAAACCUUUUCGUUUUCAGCGAAUGUGGACCUUACAUCAGGAGUAUCCAACUGUCAUCUUGCAGGCCUGGAGGGAAGAUCUCUCAUAUCAGCCACUUAUUAACCUUAUGCUCAAACUGCGGAAGGUUAGGAAUCAUUUGUGA
Molecule: messenger RNA, 489 nt
Organism: Magnolia sinica
Lineage: Eukaryota; Viridiplantae; Streptophyta; Magnoliopsida; Magnoliales; Magnoliaceae
Exons: 1
Coding region: 1-489 (162 amino acids)
Source: RefSeq, a predicted model, not a curated record